Mesorhabditis spiculigera is the source of this 1275-nucleotide messenger RNA. The record is from the annotation of a GenBank genome assembly. NCBI's taxonomy places the organism in Eukaryota, Metazoa, Nematoda, Chromadorea, Rhabditida, Rhabditidae.
AUGAACCGUUUUUGCCGUGACUUUGCCGCCCUCAAGACCGAUGUCAAGCCGAAGUACAAAACCGUGCGUCGAGACGCGUACACCGUCGACCGAGGGGCCGUGAAGCUGCUGAGGAAAUGCCACGGCUUCACGACAACGCUGCGCCCGAGCCACGAGAUCGAGAGGAUGUCAAAGAACAACCUCUACGAGGGUUGGGAGGACUACGAGCGCGACCCGACCAACGAGACGGGCGCCCUCCACCGUUUACGGUAUGUGAGGGAGAAGCUCGUCACCGGGUCGCAGCUCCGGGACGUCUUCGGCCCGGCCGACGUCUUCUGCGGGGCUGGCGACUACAGCAAGAUCCUCAGCCAUCUCCAGCGGAAGCCUGAAAAGCCCCUCGACAUCUUGGUUGUCCGACUCGGAGACCGCCUGUUGCUGAACUUGGCGGAGCCGUGGCGCGGCGACGUCGAGGCCCCGCUCACCGACGAGGAAAAGAAGCAGCGAAUCCUCGGGCAGAACUUGGAGAAGUUCACGACGACCGAGGAGCACUGGCGGGACGUCACGCAGGGUGAGGGCGACGUCAAGAACUUCCGGUACUUCGUCGACGCCGUCUCGACCGGAAAUGGGCCCACCAUCCUGGUGGCCCAUGAAGUGGACCACGUCCACUACGACGGCGCCCGCUCCGUCGACACCAAGACGUUCUGUGCGCCGGGCUUCAGUGUGAAGCGCCCGGCCGUGGAGCAGCUGAAAGCAGGACACAUCCUCCAAUGGGUAGGUGCUCCACGCCGCGCCUCAGACGUGACGCUAUGCCGUCGGGUUCCACUCGGGCAGCCAGCUCCCAGAAGGCCGCCUUCAUCCCACCCCGACACCAUCAUGGACAAGCGACGAGAGGAAGAUUCGCCGCAACUACAGCGCGGCGCGCGCCUUAAUACCGACGACUUUUUCCGGCAGCUGAAGGACCUCGUGCCGGGCGAGCCCUUCUUCAAGAAGCGCAAGCGAUACGCCGAUAACUACAACCAAGCGCUCGCUAAGGGGACCGACUUCUUCGGAAAGCUGCUAGAGAAUUUGUCCGGCGGGUCCUAUUGGCAGAUCACCAUCGUUGGGAAAGAAUGCACGGCAAAGCCACUAGACAGUCUCUCAGAAAUCGCUAGCGGAAUUCUGCCCACUCAUGAAGAUAAGAGGGAGCAGCUUCAACUGUUAUUUGAAAAAAUUCUAAACCGCACGAGCGGUGCCAAAGCCGCGCAAGGCGCACCGCCAGAUGCGAACAACAUCGAGCCGAUCACGUGGACAAUUCAA